This is a messenger RNA of Betta splendens (Siamese fighting fish), 4754 nucleotides long. RefSeq names its product transcription factor 12 (gene tcf12). Gene Ontology annotation, cellular component: transcription regulator complex. Gene Ontology annotation, molecular function: protein dimerization activity; DNA-binding transcription factor activity, RNA polymerase II-specific; RNA polymerase II cis-regulatory region sequence-specific DNA binding. The transcript is spliced from 21 exons. NCBI's taxonomy places the organism in Eukaryota, Metazoa, Chordata, Actinopteri, Anabantiformes, Osphronemidae. Gene Ontology annotation, biological process: regulation of transcription by RNA polymerase II. The coding region runs from base 159 to 2315 and encodes 718 amino acids. The record is from RefSeq and is a predicted model, not a curated record.
AAGGGAAACUCGUAACUGAUAUAUAUAGAGGAUAUUUCCCAAGCAUUGCCGUUUAAAGUCACAUUUCGCUGUUUGGGACCACAUUGCAGGAAAGCGAGCCGUCACCAGAGCACCCUAGUUGGGAUUAUAAUCGGAACACAGGUUUCUAGAUCGCAAGGAUGAAUCCUCAGCAGCGGAUUGCCGCUCUCGGAACAGACAAGGAAUUAAGCGACCUGCUGGAUUUUAGUGCGAUGUUCUCUCCACCUGUGAACGGAGGCAAAAACAGACCCACUACCCUCGGAAGCAGCCAGUUCAGCACACCAGGUUUGGAUGAGCGGACCACUCAAGCAUCUUGGGCCCCAGGUGGCGAGUCCAGUCCUUCCUAUGAGUCCUCCCGGGGUUUUGCAGACAGCCCUCAUUACGCCGAUCAUUUGAGUGACAGUCGAUUAGUGUCUCAUGAAGGAUUGUCCCCGACACCUUUUAUGAACUCAAACAUAAUGGGUAAAUCAGAGAGGGCUACAUUUCUCGGCUAUGGAAGAGAUCCAGGGGCUUCUGUCUGCCAGUCUUCCUUAAGGCCAGACAUCCCACUGGCAAGUCCUAAUUCAGUGACUACGCCAGCAAAGUCCACCGCUCCAUUUUACUCCUUCACUGCAGCGAAUCCCAGAAGACGUUCUCUACAAGAGCCUCCACCCGUCGAUCCUCCACAAACAAAAAAGGUUCGCAAGGUCCCUCCUGGCCUGCCUUCAUCUGUGUACGCACCGUCUCCAAACUCAGAAGACUUCAACAGAGAUUCACCCUCUUACUCGUCUCCCAAACCCUCUAGCAGUAUGUUCGCAAGCACUUUCUUUGAUGGUACCCACAGUUCUUCGGACCCAUGGAACUCGUCCAAUGGGAUCAGUCAGCCUGCCUAUGGGGGGAUGCUCACAGGAUCUUCAUCUCACAUGCCACAGUCAGGAAACUACAGCAGCCUGCACUCACACGAGCGUUUGAAUUACCCCGCACACUCAGUCUCCCCCGACAUCAACACCAGUCUUCCUCCUAUGUCCAGCUUCCACCGGAGCAGCACCAGCACUUCCCCGUUCGUCACCGCAGCUCACACCCCGUCCGUCAACACAGCCGAUGGCGUCAUGGCUGCUGCAAAUCGGGGGAACGCCACUGGAAGCUCACAGACUGGAGACGCACUGGGCAAGGCUCUGGCCUCGAUUUACUCUCCUGACCACACUAGCAGUAGUUUUCCAUCCAACCCAUCGACGCCUGUGGGUUCUCCUUCACCCCUGACGGCCACAGCAGGCGCUGCCACAGCAGGUUCCGUGGUGACUGCUUCUGGAGCCCCGUCUGCGAGGCCAGGCACCAACCAGUGGCCCCGCGCCGGCGGACACACCCCAUCCUCCCCGACGUAUGAGAACUCGCUGCACUCGCUGAAAAACAGAGUUCAUCAGCAGUUACAUGAGCAUCUCCAGGAUGCCAUGUCUUUCUUAAAGGAUGUCUGCGAGUCUCGAAUGGAGGAUCGUCUGGACAGAUUGGAUGAUGCAAUCCUGGUUCUGAGGAACCACGCAGUAGGCUCCACCGCCAGUCUGCCCAGCGACAUACACAGUCUGCUGGGACAGGCACCAAAUGGACCAAUAGCAGCCAUUGGAGCAAACUUCCCAGCGUCUGUAUUGGUUCCAAGUCGAACAGCGGCGAUGCAGGGUGGGUCCCACGCUGACGACGCGGCCAGCCUCAACAACAGCCACGAAGGCCUGCCCAGCGCCAGCUCCACUUCCAGCACAGACCUCAGCCACCAAGUGGAAGCAUUCAGAGCAGGUCUAACGUCUGCCCUGGCUGGCCAGGUGCCCGCCACCCUGGAACUGAAGGUGGAAAAGCAAGACAAAGAUGACAUGCACGACAGCCUCUCCACGGACAAAUCAGACGACGAGAGCGACAAAAGGGACAUGAAGACACCCAGACCAGGCACUCGCACAAGUAUCACUGAAGAUGAGGACCUGAAUCCGGAGCAGAAGGCUGAACGUGAGCGCGAGAGGAGGAUGGCCAACAACGCCCGCGAGCGCCUGAGAGUGCGAGACAUCAACGAGGCCUUCAAGGAGCUGGGGCGCAUGUGCCAGUUGCACCUGAAAAGCGAGAAGCCCCAGACCAAACUGCUCAUCCUCCAUCAGGCCGUGGCUGUCAUACUUAGCUUGGAGCAGCAAGUGAGAGAGCGGAAUUUGAACCCCAAAGCAGCCUGCCUUAAGAGGAGGGAGGAGGAGAAGGUGUCCGGAAGCUCUGGGGACACUCAGCAAGGGCACACAGGGGUCCAUCCAGGCCUGACCGACACAUCCAACCCCAUGGGCCACCUCUGAGUAGAAGGCAGAUUUAAUCGAUGUGGAUCGUUCCUGUCCCGCCCGAGUCGGUUGACCGUGCGUCCCAGCGACAGACAGAACUCCCAGUGUGUCGCACCAAUUGGAGGAGACAGACCAGCUGAAGCAAAGCAACGAGACUAACACAAUCCAACCCUAAGACUGAAGAGGAGCCAAGCGUCCGGCUCCCUGUGACCAGCUUUCAUCUGCAAAUUUCUCCCCACACAGAAAAAAUCUUCAGCACAUAUCACAAGACGUCUGCAAGACGUGUGUUGCUUCUGAACAAUCGGAGACUACACAAUCUCCUCCAACCAUAUGUGGAAAUUGCCUUGUGCCUAAACUGAAUUGACGAAUGCAUUGUAACAGCAAUUGUUUUUGUUUGUCUGUUUCCUUUUUUCUAUUUAUUAUGUUAUUGAGCUAUAAAGUGUAUGUCUAAAGGGAAAGUAAGUCAAUUCUAAGAGAAGUAUGCAGCAUUUCAGUUGAUCUAUAGUUUGCCGGAGUCACCCUGAAAACUGAGCACUCCACCCCGGAGAAAUCUGAGAUGAGGGGAACCUAUUUGGGCACUGAAAAGAUUGAGAUUAAUUUAUUAUCCUGUUAAGAGUGAUAUUUAUACCCGAAUGAAAGUUAUGAUUAGUUGUUAGAGCUGAGAGACUAAAGCACCCCAUUUAAAAAAAGAUUGUAAGAUUGUAUUUAUGUUUUAUUCAUUCUGCAACUGGCCGCAUGUGUAACCAAAACUGUUCUUGUGUAGUUUAGAUUAAUACCUGUUGGGAAAAAAAAGACGCGUCAUCAACUACACAAUCAUCGACAAGGUGACAGACGAAUGGCAAACUCUAGAUUUACUGAAAGCUCAGAUUUAGUUUGUUGUGAUCUGGUAGUGAGCAGUGAAAACACAGAGCAAACUUCAAACCUUAGCAUUCCCUUCAUAUUUUAGUGUCUUAACUGAAGGAAAAGGGGACUUCGCUGCCCUUCAGUCCUUGGCCAUAUAGUGUUAAAUGUAAGCGGUGACACGUUUUGUCCUUGUUUAGCCUCCUGACAGUUACUUGCUCCUGUUGUGGCUUGUUUUGUUUCCUUUUGUCAUUUUUUAGCCACCACCUUAUCACAGAUCGCUUAAUGAAGUAGUAGAAACUAAACGACGACCACACUUUGUCUUGGCCUGAUGAACAUAUCACUUUUUCAAACUUCUCUUUUGUUAAUCGCAAAACAUUUAAAACGCUUAAACAUCUCAGUCAAAAAGUUAUUCUGCUUAUUUGUGUUGUAACAAGUCCGUUCUUGAGGCUUCCAGCAUUAUAACGUCUAUUCUCAGAGCUCUACGUUACGUCUCAAUGAAGUUUUGAUCCAAGCCGUGACAUCAUCCAGACAGUAAGACUAGAUAUUACAUGGAUUCUGUUUUGUAGAGAAGAACUGUAGCACAAUAAUGAACAAAAACAGGAUUUUAUUUUACAUUUAAAUACAUCGUUCAUGGAUUUAGUUUGUUUUUCCCUGCAUGCUUUGUGUUUCUGCUUUUAUUAAGUUCUUUUGUCUUAAGACUCGCUUUAUGUUCAAUUUAUUUCUUCAUGUAUUGUCUUCUUACAUUAUCUACACCCAAAACGAGGCGGCCACAUUCAGAACCUGACUUCUGUACUAAAGGGACUUUCAUUAGAAUAAAGAAAGCCACACACAAGAGUUUACAGUAAAGAUUUAACAGCUUACAUUGUUUUAAUGAAUGAAGCCGAGUGGUUUUUGUCCAUUCUCUGACUGAAUGUGGCCUUGUUGUUCGUUUCAGUAUUCACCAGCUCGUAUUCAUGUCGGCAGGCUUUGAUGGAGGCUAGAACGUUUCACUUCCUUCUCUCUUUCCUUCAUUUCUUGAAUUUCCUGUUUUUCUUAUAUUUCUUUUCUCCUCUGUUUGCCAAGUUACACUUUGCUGUAUUCCCAGAUGCUUUCCCUUGUAUAAUAUAUAUAAAAAAGAACAUCAAAAGGAAAAAAAAACAUUUGGCUUAUUUUUCACUGUAGUUAGCCUUUUAUACAAUAAUACUGUAAGAAUAUUUCUUGAAUUCUAAAUAUUACUCUUUCUAGAUUUUUGAAAGCGAAAGUUUUGAGUAAAAAGUUUCUUACUUUAUUUUACUAUAUUAGAUAGUAAAAUGUAUGGUUAUUUACCAUAACCUGCCAAUUAUUACAUGAAAUUGACAAACGGUAUCUCAUAGCUGAAUUGUUGCUCGUAGAGUAGAAUUUUAAAAAGCUUUGAGCUCCAGAUUCGUAAAAACCUCUUACUCAAUCUCAGUUGCUGAUUAAUAAAAGAAAAAAAAAACAUUUGUUCUGGUGUCAAAAGAAAAGGUAUUGUGAUACACACAAAAAAAAAGAGAAACACGACAUUGAGAAUUUGAAUUUUCUGUCUUUUUCAACAGAAAAAUACAAUGUAUAUAACAUUUAUGUUGCAAUAAAUGUGCCAUCUUUUUUUAAACUCAA